Molecule: messenger RNA, 9628 nt
Organism: Scophthalmus maximus (turbot)
Lineage: Eukaryota; Metazoa; Chordata; Actinopteri; Pleuronectiformes; Scophthalmidae
Gene: cdh24b
Exons: 14
Coding region: 446-5368 (1640 amino acids)
Biological process (GO): homophilic cell-cell adhesion; adherens junction organization; cell morphogenesis
Cellular component (GO): catenin complex; adherens junction; plasma membrane
Molecular function (GO): calcium ion binding; cadherin binding
Source: RefSeq, a predicted model, not a curated record
AGAGAGAGAGAGAGAGGGAGAGAGCGCGCGCCAGAGAGAGACAGACCGUUUGUCCUUCUUCCAGUCAGCUGUGUGACCGGCUGACGGUCGGAGAGGACGAAGAAACUUGAGACGAUCGCACCGAGACUCGACAUCCAAAAAGGGCGCUCAACCCUCUGCGGGAAACCGAAUGAGACGCUUCGCGAGAGGAGUGGGGGAAAAAGAGAGCAUAGAGAGAGCGGCUCGGAGAGAUAGAGGAAGAUAUUAGGCGGCGUGGAAGAAAGAAAAAAAGAGAAGGAGUGACUGACACCUGCCCUCCAGCUCAGUGUGAAGGGCACAGGAUGGGGGAGUGAGAGCAGGGGGAAGAGAAGAGGGAAAAACAGAGGAGAGAAUGACGAUACCUGGAAAACAAAGCCUGCCUCACAGCAAACCUUGCUUAAAUUAGGACAUCUCGCCGCCAGACAAGAUGAUUACAAGAAAUCUGCUCCUGUUGCUUUCCCUGUGCCUGUGGGAGGGGCUUGAAGGGGGUGCUUCGGCCAGUAAGGUUGUACGGAGGAGAGGAGUGGGUGGAUCGCACGUGGUGAAGCCCGGGGAGAGCAGAGCCGGCGACCAGCGGGAUGCGAGCGUGGACGCAGACGGGAUGCCUGUGGUGACUUUUAGAAACCUGAUAAAUCACGAGCAGGCGGGUGACACUGGAUCUUUUUCUCAUUCUAAAUUAUUGCAGAGUCAUGCUGCUCCAUCUGUCGCUUACAAGGAGAGGAAAGCUCUGAAGCCCAAGCGUGAAGUUGACUCCGUUUUUAAAAAAGAAGUGACUCCGCGCACACUGUCCAAUGACAAGGAGUUCAUCCAGGAGGGGAGGAAAGUUAAGAAUAACACCAAGAACGCUGAGACUACCAGAACAGGGAGGUCAGAGAAAACAUUCGCAAUCCGUCACAAAACAGAUCCACACUCCAACAGAACCAGGUUCAAAUCGGGCUCCAGAUCCAGGGCGAGACCUGAUUUGAGCGUCUACACCACAGGUGUGCCGGGGAAAGGGUUCAGCAUAGAUUCGAACCGAAAGCUCAACCUCACAGGCAGUUACGGGGUUCUGAAGCUGCUGUCAAAAGAGAACCUCGUCAGAAUCGUCAAUUCCCAAAUGCAGAGCGUUCCCAGCUUGAGCUUUCCGAGCAAGGGCAGCCGGAGCAGGAAGAGGGAUUUGAUUGACGUUAAUCACAGACAGUUAGAGACUCAGAAAGUGGCGAGACAAGAUAUGGUUGUCACUCAGUCUCGCGCUGGAUUUGAUAAUCAAACUGCAUUUCCGUAUGUAAGCCCAGUCACCACUCCAGAUCUCAAUCAAGACCAGGGUCCUGACAUUCGUAUUAAUCCGUUAAGUGAAGUCAAGCCAGCUUUAAAUAAAGAGCAGGGCAACUUGGGAGCGCAGGAUUCAGAUAACGGCGAUAGCGAGAGCAAACACCUCGUGCGCGCGCUGUCGACGCCGCACAGCGAGCUCGGCCUUGGCCCCGAGAAGGAAGUAACGAUCAGCCAAACACAGACGCCGUUUACAUCGACAAAACAUCUCCCGCUGUACGCUCCCCCUGAAACAAAUAAUUCCCCUCCGUCUGUGCUGACAAUGCAGCGCUCGGGAUUAAGGCUGGGGAACAGAGCGGCAGAUUCCCAAAGAGACCCAUUAGCAGAGUCGGUUCACACCGCUCAAACAGAACCCAGCACGGCUCAGUACCCUGCCGAUGAAGACAACACACUUGUCAACAGCAGUCACGUCCUGAGGCUCCACCCGGCUCCCGAAUGGAGCUACGCUGCGAAGAAUGCCGGGACGCAAGCUGUCGAUCCCAAAAACGGGCAGGGCCUCGUGUUUGAAGAGGCAGAGUUGGAGGUGGAAGAGGAGGCGCCAGACCACACGGAGGGGAAGGGGCCGCGCUCUCGCAGCAGGAGGAGCUGGAUCUGGAACCAGUUCUUUGUGAUUGAAGAAUAUGCCGGGCCUGAACCUGUGCUCAUCGGACGGCUCCACACAGACAUGGACAGGAAUGAUGGACGCACAAAGUAUGUCCUGCGAGGCGAGGGGGCGGGCUCGGUCUUUGUGAUAGACGAGAAGACAGGGAACAUCCACGUCACAAAGCCACUGGACCGCGAGGAGAAGGACGAGUACCGUCUCAUUGCCACGGCCACUGACAGGCAGACCGACCGCGCCCUGGAGCCGUCAUCGCAGUUUAUAAUUCGGGUGCAGGACAUCAAUGACAAUCCUCCUAUCUUUGACGAAGGCCCCUACAGCGCCACCGUGCCUGAGAUGGCAAAUAUAGGCACGUCUAUCAUCCAGGUGACAGCGACAGAUGCCGAUGACCCGACUUAUGGGAACAGCGCCAAGCUAGUGUACACACUGGUACAGGGACAACAGUACUUCUCUGUUGAUCCCCAGACAGGUAUUCUGCGUACAGCCGUGCCCGACAUGGACAGGGAGACCCAGGACCAGUUCCUGGUGGUUCUUCAGGCCAAGGACAUGGGGGGCCACCUGGGCGGACUAUCCGGGACCACCACUGUCACUGUCCGACUCACCGAUGUCAACGACAACCCUCCGCGCUUCACCCAGAGUAUGUGGUCCUUUUCCGUCUCUGAGCUCGCCAUCCCGGGCGCUGAGAUAGGCCGUAUUUCAGCCACCGACGCCGACCUUGGCGAGAAUGCCAAGCUGGAGUAUACCAUCCUGGAGGGGGAGACCGGCGACACGUUCAACAUCACCGGGAUGAACCAAGAGGCCCUCAUCAUGCUCAACAGGGCUGUAGACUAUGAGAGCCGAAGCUCCUACUCUUUCUCUGUGGAGGUCCUCAACCCCGUCGUGGACCCUCGCUUCCUGCGCCGAGGCCCCUUCAAGGACCGGGCCUCCAUCAGAGUCGCAGUCCUGGAUGCGGACGAGCCGCCGAGGUUCUCCCGGGCGCGAUAUCACCUGGAUGUGUCUGAGAACUGCCCGCCAGCCUGCACUGUGGGCCGGGUCAGUGCUGUAGACCCUGAUACGGGUCUGACCAAUAAUAUCAGGUUCUCCAUUGAUCCUCAGUCAGACCCAGAGGCUCUGUUUCGCAUCACCCCAGACACUGGCCUCAUCACCACCGCCACAGAGUUGGACCGAGAACGCGAGCACUGGCACAACAUCACCGUCAUUGCAACCCAGAGAGACAAUCCCAGCCAGGUUUCCAGAGUUCUGGUUGCAGUGGAGACAUUGGACCUGAAUGACAAUGCACCCGAGCUAGACAGGCAAUACACGACCGCCAUGUGCGACUCAACCUCCAUCGGGCAGGUGGUGCAGGUGUUGCGGGCGAUUGAUAGAGAUGAGGGAGGGAAUGACAGCACUGUGUAUUUCAGCAUCCCUCCGGAAUCCAGUGCUGCUCUCAACUUCAGCGUCAGGGACAGUGGUGGCACCACGGCCAGCCUGGUGCUCCUCUCGCAGCUCCAGCCACUGUCCCGCUCCUCCUCCUCCACCCGGACGCUCUACGUGCCCCUGGUCCUGAGGGACGGGACGUCGGGUCUCACCAGCACCGGUACGGUCACCGUGUCCGUCUGCCCCUGCCUGAGAGGAGGGGCGCGGGCCGGGGAGAAGGAGAAGAACAAACAGACGGAUGGCGAGUGGGACUGGGAGAGGGAGGCGGUGUGUCUCCCUCAGCAGUCCACGCUGCCUUCCCCUGGGCUCAGUACCGCCGCCCUGCUGGCUAUCCUGGCUUGUGUCGCUACACUACUAGCGGUGAGUGCCCUGUCAUUGUCACUGCGCCGUCAGAAGCGCGACUCCCUGUCACCGCUGGAGGAGGACGACGUACGCGAGAACAUCAUAACAUACGACGACGAGGGCGGGGGCGAGGCCGACACGGCCGCCUUCGACAUCGCCGCGCUCCAGAGUGCACCGCACAGCUCGCGCUCGCGCGGCUAUCGCACUCUGGACAGCAGGAAUGUACGUUACUCACAUCGUAACCAAGACAAAGCUCGCACCUACAGCUGGGCUCAGAAUCCGGGUGUGGAUCACAACUACUCGGGCCCAGCAGGACCCCUCUAUGGCCGCCUGUGUUACAGCAGCCACACUUUGCCCGUUCUCCGGCGCGCGCCGGGCGUGACAUUUGACCCGGGCCUGGCCGAGCUGGGAUACCGCUAUCCCGGAGGCCAGCCAGACCACUCCCUGGUCAUCCAGAACCAGGGGGCCAUGGUCGGGGCGAUGGAGUCAGGAGCUGUUUACAUAGCCCCCGCAGACCUGGGCGCAGGAAGCCAAAUGGGGAGUUGCACAGGAAGCCGCGACGGGACCGCACCGCAGAGUGCAUCGGACGGAGGAACACCAAGGACCAGUGACAGCCACGAGAGAGGGGGGAGAACUGUCAGCAACUGCACAGAGGGGAGCAAUGAGGACAAAGUGAACCAUGGUCAAGAUGUGGACUGGGUGCAGUCGGAGACACUACCCAGGGAGCAUAAUCUCGUCGUGACCCGAUCCGGCUCCGUGAUUGGCCAGGGUCAGGGCAGGGCAGGCGGCUGGGUGAGCGACUCGGCCACACUCCCCCUGGCGGGACGCAGGGCUUCCCGCUCCGGCUUGUCCCCAAACCGCACGAGCUGUGGCCAGGCUGAGUCUGACUCCAGCGGAGGAGGAGGAGGUGGAGGAGGGGGAAAUGGAAGUGGGGACACCUCCACAGAUGGACAACAUCAACCUGCCAGUGGACGCAACUAUGCCACCGUGCUGCAGGGGGAGGCGUCUGGACAGAGGGACUACCCUGGCAGCUUGGGGAGAGGAGGACUGGAGAUGGGGAGCAACUUUGUGGUGGCAAGGCCAGACAGGGAGGGCAGAGGGAUAUCACUGACCGGGACAUCUGUCUACACAGAAGCACCGGGCUUUAUUGGGGACUGGCGUGAUCGGGUUGGUCUGGGUGGGUAUGUUUUGGGCAGGAGGGAUAUGACCCCACAGAUGUUGCCCUUCCCAGGGCAGCCUCGAGGAGCGUAUGGUGGAGUGAUGGGCUUUGGGGCUGGCUGGGUUCCCGGGCUGGAGGCGGCGAGAGGGGCACCAGGGCCUGGGGGUCCCUCCUUGGCACUGAGGGUGGGUGAGUUCCUGCGUCUGCGUCUCGCCCAGGUCACCUUUGACCCUUCACAGCCACCAUAUGACUCGGUGCAGGUGUACGGCCUGGAGGGCACAGGGUCCCGGGCAGGAUCCCUCAGCUCGCUGGAGAGCGAAGGAGAGAAGGAUGCAGAGAAGGAGGAUUGGGGAGCAGGGCUGGAUGAGUGGGGUCCCCGGUUCCAGAAAUUAGCUCAACUCUUCAAAGACAGGGAGAAAGAGAAGGAAGAAAAAGAUGAAGAGGGCGUCAAAAAGGAGAAUGAAAUGAAAGAGGAGCGAGAGAAGAAAGUGAGAGGAGAGCAGGAUGGAGAAGAAGGGAAAGACUGAGGAGGGAUAAAAAUGAAACAAAUAGGGCAAAGGGGGUAAGGGGGGGGGGAUGAUGAAAAAGCAGCCGGAGCUAGAAUAAUGUGAAGAGAAGUUAAAGGGGAGAAAGAUGAAGAGGCAAAGUAAUAAAAAGAGACGGAGAAAAAUGAGCCCAGGGAGGAUCGAGAGUGCGAGUGCAGGGGAGGGAGUGAUUGAUGUAAUUUAAAGCAAUAAGUGUUGAAACGCUGAUAUGGUUGAGCACAGAUACUGAGACAAUGCAGAGGCUGCUUCUGCUCGGGGCCACAACAAUUUGUUAAACGCUUUGGACAAAGAAAAACAACCCAAACAUCCAAGACUCGAUUUAAUUCAACUCUCACGUGUGGAAUGAGAAACAGCAGGAAGCAAGGAGAGGGUAGUGUGUGUGCGCGUGUGUGUGUGCGUGUGUGUGCGUGUGUGUGUGUGCGUGUGUGUGUUUGUGUGUGUGUGUCUGUGUGCGUGCAUGCGUGCGUGUGUGACAUUGACAGGGAAAGAGUGCCAGGGAGUAACCAUCAUAUCCAGAGACUAUUUAACCAUGAGACUGAUGACAACCAAGCUGUGACAUUAGUUUUCGGGACAAUGUGCAAGAGUAAACAUUUAACAAGGGAGUUUGGGAACUAGGAUAACGCCCAGGGGAUAGAAUACAUAUUUGAAUAUGAGACGGGCGGGAGACGGGUGUAUAGAGACGGAGGAGGACCGGGUAAGUGAGAGGAUUGUACAGAAAACCAGUUACUUUUUAUUCCAUCUGCAGUGGCGGAAAAUUUAAUUAUUCAGCUCACUAUUUAAUUCCAAAUGAAAAUGAUGAAUCAUUUAAACUCCUGCAAAAGAUUCCCCCUCCUCUCCAGCCCACAAGGAAAACAGACAUUGUGAAAAAUUUAAGUGAGUUAAGGAUGUGAUCCCCCCCCCACACACACACACACACACACACACACACACACACACACACCCACACACACCCCAGCUUUUUGUAGUUGACUGUAGGUAUGUUUACAAAAAGUCAUACAAACACUGACACAAAAAGAAUUGAUGAGCAUCAGGCUUUGAUUGUACUACAGUAAAUUGUUAAAGCAAAAUCAUCCACAAGUAUAUGGAGUCAUGAUAACUCCAUUAUUAAAUGUUUUUUAUACGGAAGGAGUAACCCCACCCCCCACCUCGUAUUAAUCUCAUUCGACACACCAUGAGGUCAAAGUAUGCAUGAUUCUUGAAAUCACCCAAAGAAAUCUAAAACAACAGCAAUCGGGCCUCCCUUUUGAACACUCAUCCUUCCCAAAUUAAAAAUAAUUGCCACCCAUUUGUGAUGAAAUUACAGGGGGACGUCGCCACAGUUGACAUCCCAUGAUGAGCCCUUUGUUCUCGUUAAAGGUCGGGAUGCAAAUGAGCCGGAGUCUUCAGUUGGAAUGCACUUUUUUAUACCGUGUGAUGUUCAGUCAUAGAUCACGAACAACGUCAGCGAUUACAGAUGUUUUAUAAGAUGUCGAUGAAAAAAAAGAUAUACGUUCGACUGUGUGUAAAAGCAUUUCAACUGUAAAUACCACUGAAUAUUAUUGCUGAAAGAGAAUAUAUAAAAUAAUAAUAAAAUAAAAAAAGCGAACAAAAGCAAAACAUACAUGUCCAAAAGGAGAACUGUUGGAACUAUCUGCGGGCGCGGUAGAUUAGACGUGGACUGAUGGAGUUGGACUUCACGGCCUCCUGGACUGAAAACAAGCGCCUGCUUUACAACAUCUGUGUCAGUGAACAGGUUCAGGUUUCUUUGUGGUUGCUCUCUUCUGCGAUGGACAAGUCGAAGAUUCAAUUAUACAUUUGGCCUCUGGCAAAAGUUUGUUGUGCAAAGCGUUAGUUACAGGAAAGCCUGUGAGCUCGCUAAUGCCAGCGAGGAACCGAUUUGAUGAAAAUCCAGUGGACUGAGGAGAAAUUCCCCUACAAGGUAUACAACAAACAAAACAAAAAACAAAAUCUGUAUUUCCCCUAAAAUCCAGAUUGUUAUUAUUAAGUAGAAUGAGAAUUUCGAAAUGAGUUGCGAGGAGUCUGCCUUCAUUAGUGCUGCAUUGCCUGAGAGAUAUGGAACAAAGUUUUUAUAGCUAGUAGAAAAUACAAUAAUCUGUGUAUUUAGUAUGGAAAAGUGACCGUCAAAUGUAAUAUUUCAUACAUUUUCAGGCAGUGCAACGCAAAGGCAAUGUUAAUGUCGACUCCUGGACACGCUGUAUCUAAAGUAUGUUGAGGAAUCAUAAGCAAACAUUCCAAACCGAGUCAAGAUAUUUGAAGUCCAGAGAGGAGUUUCACCACAGAGCCAAACCUGAGCGUGGACGUCUUUGGUGUGCCAUCGCAGAAAUGUCACUGUUUAUCACUGGUUCACUGUAACGUCACACACACAAGCUUGUGUCCGCCAGUUUGAUCCACCCUAAUCUUUUUGCCGAGGUCUGCUUCCGUCAAACACUCGGAGGACCGAUCGUGAGGUCGGGUCGGGCCACACUCUGGGCCAAAUGAAAACCCACGCGCACCUCUGUUCCCUUUACAGUACCCGAGUCACAGACUUAUAUAUAAAAAUACAUAUACAGUGCCAUUGUGCAGACCCGGUGCGUUCAGGACCAAUGUACAAAUACUGCACAAUAACUGGACAAGAGUGGGGGGGUGCAGAACCUUUGGGGACGAGCGGAGUCAUCAUUUUUUUGGGGGUUGGUCAACAGUAACUCAACUCCUGAAAGCCACUGAAGCCUUCCGUCGUCUUCUUAAGAGUAAUCCAAAGGGACAAAGACACCUCCUGGAAAUGUACUCUGUGCCAACCUUGAAGGACAAUUCUCGUUUAUUAAAAAUGUUUUAUAGUUUUAGCUGUUAUUUGUACCAGUAGUAGUAAGACUGUUCUCAGCAAGCUACUGCCUAAUGGAGAGAGAUCUGGGAUGGCAUGAGCAACAUCAGAAACACACGCCUAUAGAUUCUAAACAAACCUGCAGGUCAGUCGGACUUAUAAGGGAGAAAAACAUAGAUGGACUUUUAUUAGAAAUAGUGUCCAUUAUAGGAAAAUCAUUUCACAGUUAACAGACCAACUGUCUUGUUGGAAAACCAAGACAGCUUGCAAUCACAUUUAUGAUCUAGACAACAAAGUAGCAUAUAUGUGUGUGUAAAUGAAAGCGUAUUACAUCUCAUCUGUACUUUAUCUGGAUAUGAAACAUUUGAAAUAUUAAGACGGAGCAUUAGUGUUUAUUAUCGUUCUUACUUAUUGGGUAUGACCUCUUCGGCUCUCUCUAAAGACACGAUGGUCAAAACUACAUAACUAAGACUCAAGUCGUGAUUGCCAGACUUAUUAGGCAUGAUCAGAAUGAGUCACAAAACAAAAUGACUGCCAAAGAACUUGGAACGGUUAGUUAUGAGAAUAAGUGUUGAAAUGAUGUGUUGCUUUGACAAAUCAUCAUGUCGUGUUUUCCCUGCAAUUUCUGUGAAAUUAGUGUCUCUGUCGCGCAAACACCCCCCCCCACCCCCCCCAAAAAAAAACAAAAAUCCUUAUUUUCAUAACAGGAUUACCAAUUUAUGGGCAGCCAUCGCAGAAGCGAUUACCAUGGCAUAUCAAUAAGUGACCCGUCUUGCCAUUCUGAUUAUGAGCUUUAUUCCACAGCCUUGAUUGGCUCCAGGUGUUUCAUCUCCUCUGAUUGGUCUAAAUUACAGUUCUGCUCCGGCUGAUUGGACGAAAUCGGAGGGAUGAUUGUGCCGAUUUGUCUCAUUUCGGAGUUCUGAAGUGCCGCGGCGACUAAACCACUCGACGGAGCUGAUUAUCCCUCCUCCUGCGCCCGGCAGAGUGGUUCAAUCAGAGGCCCCGAUUAGUUGAAAGAGUUGUUUUAAAUAGAAUCAAAUCUCUGCGGCGCUCCGCCACUCCUGUGUCACUCCCCUCGCUGUAUAGCUCAGACGCACCAACUCGCGGUGACAGAGGGAAGUGGUGCUGUCAGACGUUUCAAGAGAGAGUGCUCUGUCAAAAGAGACCUUUACGCUGAGGAGGACGAAGACGUCCCACAAGGAGGACGAUGAGAGUAGCACCUCAGCGUUUGAUACUUGGCUCAAGGCUUCAGGGUGAAGGUCGCGACCUCUCUCGACCUCCAACCGGUUGACCCCGUUAGGUUCUGCGCCCCCACCAGUGACUUCAUUGCUCCUGCACGAUGUCGAUACAAUUCCACAAUUGCGUGGCCGAACAAAAGUGUAUUUAUUUCUGUUGUACUUUUUCUUUUUGUAAAUUUGAAUAAAAAAGGAACUAUUUCAAAGAGA